GUCUUACUCGGCCAAUCGAAUUAGUCACGCGCCAAGCUGUUAGCUGAAUAUGGUAAAGACGUUGCUUGCGGUUACCUGAGGCAAUCAGGCAAUCAGAUCUGAAAGCUUGAGAUCGACUCAAUUACGUCAUAAUAUUCUUCGCCCUAUGACGAAAGACAAACACAUUACUAAAGUUGGCCCUUUUUGUCUAGGUAUUUUCUUUGUAAAAAAAGGCAGUUCCAAACUUCGGAUAACAAUGCCGAAUGAGAAUGAGAUAGGAUUUUACCAGUCUACUAAUUAAACCCAGCCUCAAAGUCCACGUCUUAUUCGCCGCUUAGGAUAAAUAUGACUGAUUCAGUCCACGUCACGUCAUCCACUCGAGCUUUCAGAACUUGAGAUCCAUGUCAUUUACAUGAUGGCACUUACAUAGUGGCUGAGGUAUAUACCACUUAGACCACUUGCACUAUUUGUUCCGUAGCCAUAAUUCCAAGAUUCCGCUGCGAAUCGCGCACACUAUGGACGAAUCGUCAUCGCAUCUUGGAUGUGCUGUAACCAGCUUUCCCCGUCAUGCCACGCCAUGCCACAUUGGCCAGUCGGUAUGAUAGCUGGUUUGGCUUCGGCGGCUACUCACCGUCGCGCGUCAAUUUCAUGAUAUUUAACUCAGUAUGGACGUUAUUAGUAUUGAUAUACGUGGGUAUAACGCCGCUAUAUCUGACGAGCGUCUUCCACCGGUUGGCAGCCCUCGCCCUUAAUGCCAUCACCACUAUUUUCUGGUUCGCCGGCUCAAUCGCACUCGCCGUCUUCGUCGGCGGGCCCUACAAAUGCGGAUCGGACUCGUUUUGUGGUUCCGCCGAGGCCGCUGUUGCUUUUGGCUUCUUCCUUUGGGCUCUUUUCACCUUUCUUACUGUCAUCGAUGCCAUCGACUCUCUCCGCAGCCGUGGUCACAACGUCAGUAAGCCGCACGCGCAGCCUGGCGCAUAAUCGCUCUAGCUACUACGAUUUUGAAUUCCCUUUCUGGUUAUACAUAAAUAGGUCUCGCUUCUCUAUCAGUAAUAUGUCACUGUUUCACCCACCUCGCGUACCUAGAAUAGGGAUGUAAACUCGAGCAUUUGGUAGGCGUUUUGUUGGCGUGGAGAUUGUAUUGAGGAAACGAUAAUGAUAACAUACCAUUUUUAAAUAUACCACUAAUAAACACGGUUCUGAUCAA
This is a messenger RNA of Daldinia decipiens, 1186 nucleotides long. Its product is annotated as membrane-associating domain-containing protein. Gene Ontology annotation, cellular component: membrane. Bases 547 to 960 code for a protein of 137 amino acids. NCBI's taxonomy places the organism in Eukaryota, Fungi, Ascomycota, Sordariomycetes, Xylariales, Hypoxylaceae. The record is from RefSeq and is a predicted model, not a curated record. The transcript is spliced from 3 exons.